Schistosoma curassoni is the source of this 11467-nucleotide messenger RNA. The record is from the annotation of a GenBank genome assembly. Lineage: Eukaryota; Metazoa; Platyhelminthes; Trematoda; Strigeidida; Schistosomatidae.
AUGGGAUAUUUAAUUAUCGGCUCUCAUAUAUGUAACCGAGGUACCUAUGAUAUAAAUUGGACAACACCGUAUUGUGUUCUUUGUUUGCGAAUGAUUGGACUAUCAUGGGAUUUGUAUGAUGCAUCUAAAACAGAAAGUCAACGUUCGGUUUCUCAACGAAAGUCAGCUUUAUCUAAAUUUCCUGGAGUAUUGGAGACAUUAGCUUUUUCUUUUACUCCAACAGCUUUUCUUACUGGACCCCAGUUUCCCAUGCGACAUUUCCAAGCAUUCAUUGAUGGAUCAUUAAGGCCAGUAGUCCACUUAAGAAAGAGCACAUUUAAACACCGUUUCAUCUAUAAUGCCAAGUUCCAUCGGACAUUGAAUCGCUUGGUAUUGGGAUAUUUUGGCGUAAUUGUUUUAUCGAAAUGGUUCGCAAUGUACCCUGCCGAUAAAAUGUUAACUGAUGAGUUUCAAUAUGAAUGGAGUUUCUUUUCACGUCUGCUUUACAUGAUGAUAUUUGGACAGUUAACGUUAUUACGUUAUGUAUCAAUCUGGCUAAUAGCUGAAGGUUCUUGUGUUUUAAUUGGGCUUGGAUGUACUGGUUUUGUUCAUAUUAGAUCUAAAGGAUCUAUUCAACUUCCCGAUUUUAUAACAAAUAAGGAUUCUGACACGGUUACACGUAACGGUCCUGUUUUAAAACGUCGGGAUUCUGCUGUGGAUUGGUCUCUUGUAGAAAACUAUAUCAAAUCCCAUGCAGAACUUUAUGAUCCUGAACAAUUGAUAGUACGUGAAGCUCCUCAUACAGCUUGUGCAAAUAUCUCUUUAAAACGAUAUAUUUUCGCAACAAAUACUGACGAUCUUGUCGCUGGUUUCAACAUCAAUACCAACAGAUGGCUUUUAGAUUAUGUUUAUAAACGCUUACGUUUCUUGGGCAAUAAAAAUUUAUCUCAAAUAAUAUCAUUAUUAUUUUUGGCACUUUGGCAUGGCACAUACAGUGGCUAUUAUGUCAAUUUUGGAAUAGAAUUAUUAGUAGUGACAGUUGAAAAAGAUUUUUUAUCCAUACUGAAGAAUUCAAAAUACAAUCAUUUCUUUUAUAAAACGUUUACUGGACGUGUAAUCAGCAGUGUAUGUGGCAAACUUCAUAUUUAUUUUAUUCUGUCUAGUCCGAUGGUAGCGUUUUAUUUGUUAAAAUUUCAUCUAUGGUUCCCUGCAUUGAAAUCAAUUUAUUUCAUUGGUUUGUGGUAUGUAUUUUGGCCAUUAAUAAGACCAACUGUCAAAUAUCUACUACCACCAUUGCCGAAAUCGCAAUCAGAAAAGUCAUCUCAACUUUCAACAACAAUGAAUGGUGACGUCACUUCCGUCAUUGAUCAGUUAUCAUCAAGAAAACAACAGUGAUACGAUAGCAUAAUAUAAUUGUAUUUAUUUCCUUACCGUGUUCAUUCGAAUAUGUUAAAUAUCUACAUAUAUGUGUACGUAUCUAUGUGAAUACGAAGAUCGAGAAAACAUGAAACUGUGACUUUAUUAUUGUUGACCUGUUGUGCCUUUCUUCUAUCAUGAGUAAAUUAAGAUGACAAAGAAAUAAUAAUGAUUCGUUCAUAUUGUACGAUACUAUAUGAAUUUAUAUGUGUUAGUGUACUGUUCAUCCUAUUAUUUCUCUUCAAUUAACUCACUAAAAGGAUAGAUUGUGCACAUUUAUCUUUAAAUUGUUCAGCAAAGAUUUUUUAAAUAAUUAACAACAAUCCAUAUCAACUUUAACAUUUCAAUUUUUAUUUUUUUUUUAUAUCCGACUAGAUUUUUUCCAUGUGUUUUUCAUUAAGACUAAUUGUCUAUAUUAUUAUAACUAUUGCUGUUAUUAUCAUUGUUAUCUGUUAAAUUUCUUUUUCCUUGAUGAAAUGGAUAUGAUUUACUUUGAAACAACUUGUAACAGACAAUGAAUAGCUUGAAUAAUCAAUCUAUACUGUAGCAGUACUUUUAAGUAUUUUUGCUUCUAUUAUUAUUAUUAUCUUUCUCUAUGCUAUAUAUUUUAGUUUUUAUUUAAGCCUACACUAUGUACUUCUACUUUUGUAUGUAUUUUAUCUUGUUAUUGGGAAUCAUCAAAUUGUUAAUUAGUGUUUUCCUCAAUUCCUUGUCACUUUAUUUCUUCCACUUUGUGUCUCUUUCUGUUAUUUCAUUUUUAUCAUUAGCAGAUCUACCUCUAAAUCUACACUUAUUCAUUUUUUCUAUUACAAUGUGAUAUUUUUUAAGAAAACAGUAUCGCUGGCUACCAGUACUAAUCAUAUAAAACAAUUUCACGAGUGUAUAGCAAAUUUUUAAUCGAGCGAUGCCUUAUAUAUAUAUAUAUCAGUCGGUUCUGUAUUCCUCCAUGUUUACAUAAUUUUUCCCCUAAAGUAUCAUUUAUUCAUAACUGUUAGUUUUAGCGAAUACCACAGAUAUAUCAGCGAGAAACGUAGGUUAUUUUCCAUAUUUUCAACCUUUCGACACAUUUUGUUUGGUUGAAUUAUUGUAGGAUAAUAUUCUUUCAGCUUUAGUUUUAUACUAUCUUUCUUCUGUGGCCUGUUAUAUUUUGCUUAUUUGGAGGAUUUAAUAUCAUCUAAGUUGUGAAAUUAUCCGAUCAUUUAUAAAUUCAUGUAUGGUAUUUUAUAAAUAUAACGGAAAUCAUCAUUAUACAUUUUUCCUUGCUAAAAUAUUUUUCAGAUAAGAUUCCUCACUUUUGUUCGAACCUUUAACGACGAAUCAAAUUAAUUGGAGGUUCCUGGGCUAUUUGCAUGUGCAGUCCUUAUAAAAUUAUUGUUACACUUAGUCCAAUACAUGAAUCUUUACUUACGCUGUAGAAUGUAUUACGUCAUAUGGGUAGUCAGAAUCAAGAUAGCUUCUUUCGUUUUGUGCACACAACUCUGUGUGGGUUAUGACCGGCUUUGUUAGACUACGAAACAGAAAUUUCCCGCUUCGUCAAAUAUACUUGACGGUUUAUGCGUUAUGCGGUCACUGUGAUUUUCCACACUUGAUCUGGGAUCAGCGUAUUGCGAAGUGAAAAUACGAGUUUAGAAGAAAACUGAACCAUUCUCUGUAGUAUUAUGGUUAACUACCAGAACUAAAUUUAGCCUUAAAUCUUUCUCGAUUAUUUACUGACGGUCUGCUUCGAAACAACGGCGAAUAUUAUUAAGCUUUCUAUCAAUUCAGCAUGUAAUACGCGUGUCUUGUGUAACGCAGUCUGACAUGAUGAAUAAAAAUAACAGUCACAAUAAAAUUCAGAGGAUAAUCUCGUUUUAUAAAAAAACUAAUAAUAAUAAUGUGACGAAUCUAUUGACUAUAUGACGGUAAACAUGACCGUUAUUUCGGCCUAUGAUCCACUCAUUUGACGUGACAACGUUGAGUAUAUUUUCACUAUUUCUUGAGAACACAUAUACCUUAAGAUAAGUCUUUAGCGGUUCGAAGAUCGACGUCCACUUCUAAGCCAGUUGGCGCACGACAGUCUCAGAUGGCGUGUCCAAUAUUUUAUGAAACUAUUUAUGUUUUUAUAAACGAUCUAAAAAAAUGUUGGUUUACAUUUAAGUUAGUGGAGUUCUGUAGAAAAAACUACAGGUUAAAAAUCUCUGCGAAAAUUUACCAGUCAUUUAGAAUAACCACAUCUGAGCUCUGUGACCUGUUCAAUGAAAGGUCCUUAGUCUAAAUUAUGUAUUACCUCAUUGAUUGGUAACAGUUUCAAAGUACUUUUUGAGUUACUCAAAGUCGGAAAUAUGUCUUUGACAGUCAUAUACUGUCCAAUCCUAAAUGUGUAGAGAAAAUAUUCUUAAAGUUACCGAGCUUCUCUUCCGUAUACCAGAUUUUGUGCAGUUUAACAUUCGCAUAAUAUGUUAUACCGUGGUCUUGAGUCUAUAUUUUAAAUAUUUAAUUCACUGACAACCCAAUGUGAAAUCUUUUUCGCAUGUUGUUUCAUGAAUUUGCCUAGAAAUCCUUUCAUAUAUGUUUCCCAUGUGACAGUAUUUCUUUGUUUCUCCUUACAUGCAACGUUAUUCCCACAAGUCUCUCUACUUAUGUAUAUUAUAUUUAUAUUUUAGUUGAUUUUAAAAUUACUGUUUUCUUUUAGUGUACAAUCUGAUAUUUUUCUGACUGCUAGUUUGUUUCUCUUGACCUUGAAUUUUGGUGGCUACAGUAUUCGGUAACCGUAUUCUUGGCUAUUCUUUUUUACUGCGAUUCAUUUAAUCUAUACCCAAGAGUUAAAAACUUCGUUUUUUACUUGUUAGGAACAUUGUUGAUGAGUAAUUAGUGACUUUUCAUUUAAUUGUUACAUUAUAUUUUGAUUACUGACGUUUGGAGCAAAAUAAUUCUACUUGUCUCAUUUUUCGGUUAGUACAGCGUUCGUUGCUUGACGCGAACGGUUUCUUCUAUUUGACGAGUGCUGAGUCCAUGCUUCUUAACUAAUUAAUUAUUUGAUAUCGUAUGGUUUGAUUACACAUGGUAGUUUUACAAAUUAUUGAAAGUUCCUGUUGUAAAAAUUAUUGUUCAGGUAUAUAUUUGUACAUAUAUAUGCUUUGACAGUACUGCUUUUGUACCAUUUUGUACACUUUUAUAUGCAGUCAUUGUGUGAUAUCAUCUAUUGAUGUAUUUGAAACGCGUAAAUGAGGAAUCCAAGGGUAAAGAAUUAUAGGAAUUCUUGUGCUUACACCCAGUUUGUCAUACUUCAAACGGUAUUCAAAGUAAUGGUUAUAUUUCGGAAGCUAAUUUUGUCAAUACUUUAAGUUACCGCAUUUCAUUUGAAAAUUUCUAAUCAAACACAAAUAUUUCAAUCACUUUUUUGAUAGAAUAUCAGUAACAAACAUUUAGAUUGAUUUGAUUUGACGUACCGUUUUCUAGCACGUUUUUCCAAAAUUUUACAAAAUAGUUAUCAUUAUAAAGUAUACUGUAAUUGUUUAAUCUCAUAAAUAUUCGCUUAAUAAUAUGUGGGGGCCAAUAUAUAGUUUUGUUAAGACAAUUAAUACUAACUUCGGUAAGCAAAACAAAAUUAGAAUCUGUGGUUGGUUUAUUCAAAAUUGAAUGUUUCAAUCAAUAAAUUUCAGUUACAUGAUAAAAUUAUUACCAGAAUGGGUUUUGUGGAGAGUUUUAGAAAUUUCACAGGUUGAAAUCAUGAGUCGAUUGAAGCUAGAACACCAUGGAAAACCUGGAAGCACUGGACGGCCGUUUCGUCCUAGUAUGGGACUCCUCAGCAGUGCGCAUCCACAAUCCCGCACCACGCGGGGCUCGAACCGAGGACCAACUGGCUCCGUGCGCGAGCACUUAACCACUAGACCACUGUUUAAAUCAAUUUUGGAAUUUAUCUAGAACAUCAACUAACUCAAACGAAGAGAGCUACAACACUUAUUGUCUUUCAAUUCACAAAUGAAAAUGAGAAAAACACCUGCUUUAUGUAGGGAUUAAUUAGUAACACACAACAGAUAAUCAUUCGCCCUACAAUGUUUGUUGCUCAUUAACAAUCGUCGCGCAUGUAGAAUAUCACUCAUGAAUUACUAAACUCCAUAGACUAAUUUCUGAGUGUAUAUUUCCACAAAAUCAGAGGCUAUUUAACUAUAAGUAUGAAAUUCAGGAACCAAUUUAGUGUUUGUGACAAAUAAAAUAUCUUAAUAUGCUGUUAUUGAUUUUCUGAUAAUAAUAAUAAUAAUACUGGCAUAGGUCUUUGUUGUAGUCUGUCCUCUUUUACUUUCCUUUGUGUCUGUCACCUGCCCAUGUCUAAACAAAAAAGCAGACUAAAGUUCUACUUCUUUAUGGGAAUUUAGCAUAUCAGUUUGUAUAUAGCUUCAAUACAUAUCAAUUCAACAAGUGAAUCAAUGAAUUUGUAAUAUUGGUCUGGAGAAAACUAAAGGUCCUGUUUGUUUACAGGGUAGAUAUUGAGUAACCACAAUGAGAUUAUUUCCUGUUCAUGUUUUUCACAAAAGUGUGUCGUUUUUAUGAAUGUAUAAUAUUCAUAAUCUACAUUAUGUAACAAAACGUUGUUUACUUCAUGUAUUAAUAAAGAGCCAAUGACGAGUGAAAAAUUCAAGUCUAAUUUCAAAACAGCAAAAGUCUGUAAAUUUGGGACGAAUUAAAAACUCAAUACCGAAAUAUUUUUCAAGAUGGCCAUUUAAGUUAAAAAAUAUUCACAAAUGUUUAAAUCAUUGUUACGAUAUUAUUAGCAGUUCAUGCUUGAGUUCCAUCAGUUCUCAAUCGUGCUCAAUCAUCUUCUAUUGUAUUCUGUGAAUAACUACCUUACACCAGAUACGAUUGAAUCCCGCUGAUCAUGACUUUUCACCAGAAAUCAGGACAUUUUCUCACAAUAACAUUCAGUGAUUUUUACAAAAACCCCAUACUCAUAAUUUAAAUACUAUUCCUAGCAGAUUUUGAUAAAAAUACCAGAAUUAUUUCAGACACAAUGUCAACAUUAUAUAUGUCCGUUAAGAAAUGACAUAAAUAUUUAAUGAGGUACCAAUCGUCAUUCAACUCCAUCACAAUGCUAGGAAAGUUUUUGUUUAAACAAGUUAAGAUUCCCGUAAACAGAAGCCAUAUUUAUAGUUCCUAAAUAAAUAGAAUAGAACAAUGUUUACUGGUGCAUAGAUAAUUAGUGCACGUAAUUUUUAAGUAUAUCUUACAUCUUAUUAUUAACAUUGAUUAUACGUUAUGUGAAAGGUAAGUAACUAAUUAGUAGCUUUGAAUUGAGUUGAUUUUCAAGGAUUAUAGUGGUCUGAUACAUAUCUUUGUGUUCCUACUUUAGGUGAAUUAUUUAUUAAUACAAUUGAUCUACAAGUUUUAUUACCAACUAACUAUACCGUUUGAUUAUAAGUUAAUCAACCUACUGGAAUCAGAGAUAUAAUUAAAUUCAAAAGUUUCUAUUUACGUAUGAUCAUUUUUAGCGUGACCCAAUGUAGAUUUAUUAACAAUAUAAUACUAUAGAAGAUAUAAGUCAUGUAUUAUUGAUCGCUGAAUAUUUCACUUGUUUGAGUAAACACUAUGUAAAGAAACACUAAUUAUUUUCAACGCACAUAAAUUUACAGAAGUAGUGAAAUCUAUCAAGAAAUAAUCACAAUAAUUAAUUCACUUAGCUUAAAUGCAUUCAUUCAUUUACAAAUUUUGUAUGCUCGGUAAAACAAACACUGAUUAACCUUUCAAUAUGGCAGAUAAAGUCAUGAUGGUGUUGUCAUACCAAUCAAAUAAACAAAGCUUUGUCUGACUUUUUAUUCAAUUCAACUUUCAAAUACAAUAGAAGGGGAAAUCGGAUCAUUCAGUAAGUUGAACAUGUAAUCGAGAUUAGUAGUGAGUUAUUAAUCGUUCAUAAAGGGUUCAUUGUAAAAGUGAUUUCGAUGAGACUAUAAUUUAUGGUUGACCUUUGAGCGAUGUUUAAGUGACCUUGGGGUUGUCCACCUUCUAACUAGGACUGAUUGAGGGUUAUAAAUCAGUGUGAGGAAUCCUUAUUACGAUUUACAGUUGGUAGUGAAAUUUGGGAACUAGGUUUUAAUUACGAACUGAUAUUAGCUAAAAUUUCAAAACUCUACAAAUACCAGAAUUAUUUCAGACACAAUGCCAACAUUAUAUAUGUCCGUUAAGAAAUGACAUAAAUAUUUAAUGAGGUACCAAUCGUCAUUCAACUCCAUCACAAUGCUAGGAAAGUUUUUGUUUAAACAAGUUAAGAUUCCCGUAAACAGAAGCCAUAUUUAUAGUUCCUAAAUAAAUAGAAUAGAACAAUGUUUACUGGUGCAUAGAUAAUUAGUGCACGUAAUUUUUAAGUAUAUCUUACAUCUUAUUAUUAACAUUGAUUAUACGUUAUGUGAAAGGUAAGUAACUAAUUAGUAGCUUUGAAUUGAGUUGAUUUUCAAGGAUUAUAGUGGUCUGAUACAUAUCUUUGUGUUCCUACUUUAGGUGAAUUAUUUAUUAAUACAGUUGAUCUACAAGUUUUAUUACCAACUAACUAUACCGUCUAAUUAUAAGUUAAUCAACCUACUGGAAUCAGAGAUGUAAUUAAAUUCAGAAGUUUCUGUUUAUGCUUGAACCUUGAAUGUGUAAUUUAAUUACUAGUUUUAUAGUAUCCAUAUGUAAUGUACACCAUUCCGUUCUGUUUUCAAAAAUACCACUGAAUAAUGCGACUACAUUAUAAUUAUGAUGUAUGAAGGUGCUUAUCUUACUUAGGUUUCUUUAGCAGAUAUAUUUAAAUAUUUGAUUAUGAAUUUUUGGGUGUAGUAAUUCAAAUACAAAACUGAAUAAUUUAAAAUAGUGUGCUUACCCUAUACCGUUCCUCAAAAAUUUCCUUUGGACGUUUGAAGAAAAUGUCGCUCUGUUACGCAUAAUGUUGACAGCUAUAGUAGUAUAUACGGCGAAUCUAUUAACUCUGUUAUAAAUAUGGUGUUUGGGACCUUAAUUUCCAACAAGGUGUUCUAGGAAAUGUUAUUUUGUUUCACAUGGCCGUCAGAUAAAAUUGUUGGUGACUGGAAUAAAUUUAGGAAGUGAUUUGCAACUAAGCUUUAUAGUUUAGCAGAGCAGUUUAAAAGCGACUUGGUAGCGGCUUGUUCAUAUCAUGCAUUAUUUAUUCAUUAUGUAGUGUAGCUAAGGAAAUCUAUAUUCGCACUUUUCCAAUGUAUGUCAAGUUCAGAUUAUAAUAUUCAGGACUGUAAAACUUUAUAUAUUCACACAAAGUUAUAUCACGAAAACCGAAUCGAUCAUCAUGUGCUAUUCAUAUAAAACGAAAUACCUUUAAAGGAUCAUAUCAUAAACUAUCUGAAGUACUUAAAAUCAAAGUUAGCCACAAGAAUUAUUGUGUAGUACAACUUAAUUCUCUGAAAAUUGAAUAGCACCUGAUAGGUACUACAUAUUUUAGUGCACAUGAUCAUAGAUUACAAAACCACAUGACGAAGAAAGUGUUGUUAAAAAGAAACAAAUUUGAUGAUUCUUAAAAUAUUCAAUUGUUUCUCUUUAAUGAUUACAUUACAGUCGAAACUUGUAUAAUAUAGCGUUUAUUCGAGUAACCAAGUUUCGAAUAUUAAUAAAGGACAAAAUAGAAACUAAAAAUUUACAAUAAUAAACAUUUAUGUCAGUAUUGAUUGUUAACUUACAUAAAUUAUUUCUCUUCUAUUACUUUUUUACACAGUGCGAUACACUAUAAAGGAGGAAACAUAUUUUGCAUAGAUUUCCGAAAAAAGUAUUUUCAGUAUCGGUAUAGUCAAGCUUCCUUUUUUAAAAAAAACAUAUUCGAUAUGAGUGUUAAUAAAUCAUCUUUGAGACAUUCAUAUGAUGCGAUUCACUAAAUGCCAUUUGUUUAUAUACCAUUUAAUUUAAAUAUCAGCUUGGGAGGAAACUGUUGUGUUUGAUAAAAAUCUUGCACAACAUAGUUUAUAUAUUGCAAGUAUUCUUUGUAUUUUCCUAGUUGACUUAUGAACGUAUUAAAGUUUAUUUGUACAUACUGUUGAUGAACCACUGAACGCCUCGUCUUGCAAUGUUGGUUAUUAGAAUGGCUUGAAAAGUAGCUAGGGAAUUCCAAAUCAAGAUAUGGCCACAAUUUUUGAAGCUAUUGACUACUAGCCUGCCAAGUAUCAGAAUCUGUCGAUUUCCUGGGGAUCGCAUAAUAAUCGUAUUCAGUGGUUUGAGACGUGAAAUGAAAUCUCACGAAAUCAGUCUCAAUGGAGAAGUUUCAUUUAUUUUCCAUCUUCCUCUAAGUCUUGAGUUAAGUAUAAUCCCCAAGUUUCCUUCCUUCGAUCAAAAAAUUUCAACUACAUUUAUUACAUUUAGAUACCCAGUAGUUUUGAUUUUAUUUUUUAUCCUAUGGUCCUCAUAUUAUUAGUUUCUCGCUGCGCCGAUAAUAAUGUAGCAACUGGGACAAGUGCACGCUACUACCGCUUAUGAUAUUGAUAAUGACGGAGUGAUCGUACUUCCCUUCCAAAAAUAUACAAACCUACUUAACCUUUAUUUUAUAUUGGUCCAAAAGAAUACUGGGGAUUCGUUCAGAUAACUAGUAGUUAAUUAUAUUACUUUAUAUUACGUGAGAUCACGGCGAGACUACAAUUUACGAACGAACCAAACAGAUAAUAGAUUACACAUUCAAGGUUCAAGCAUAAACAGAAACUUCUGAAUUUAAUUACAUCUCUGAUUCCAGUAGGUUGAUAAACUUAUAAUCAAACGGUAUAGUUAGUUGGUAAUAAAACUUGUAGAUCAAUUGUAUUAAUAAAUAAUUUACCUAAAAUAGGAACGCUUAAUUAUUGAUAAAAGUUUAAUUAUUGUAUUUUAUUAUUCUCACUAUUAUCAGUUCACCUGUCUUCCUACUAUCAACUUGUACUUUUACCUAUUAUGUGUAGUGACUUAUUCUAUUUCAUAGUGAUUAUUGACCCAUAUUGCCUUGAUUGGUUUAAAAUUUUCGUAUAAAUAUUCAUGCAUAUUAGAGUAAAGCCUGAUGACGAUCUAAUUGAAAACAAUUGUUCGCUUAUAUGUGUUGUUCUAAUUUUCACAAUGGGAAUCUUUAAUAUUACAAAGAUAUGUAUCAGACCACUAUAAUCCUUGAAAAUCAACUCAAUUCAAAGCUACUAAUUAGUUACUUACCUUUCACAUAACGUAUAAUCAAUGUUAAUAAUAAGAUGUAAGAUAUACUUAAAAAUUACGUGCACUAAUUAUCUAUGCACCAGUAAACAUUGUUCUAUUCUAUUUAUUUAGGAACUAUAAAUAUGGCUUCUGUUUACGGGAAUCUUAACUUGUUUAAACAAAAACUUUCCUAGCAUUGUGAUGGAGUUGAAUGACGAUUGGUACCUCAUUAAAUAUUUAUGUCAUUUCUUAACGGACAUAUAUAAUGUUGACAUUGUGUCUGAAAUAAUUCUGGUAUUUUUAUCAAAAUCUGCUAGGAAUAGUAUUUAUAUUAUGAGUAUGGGGUUUUUGUAAAAAUCACUGAAUGUUAUUGUGAGAAAAUGUCCUGAUUUCUGGUGAAAAGUCAUGAUCAGCGGGAUUCAAUCGUAUCUGGUGUAAGGUAGUUAUCCACAGAAUACAAUAGAAGAUGAUUGAGCACGAUUGAGAACUGAUGGAACUCAAGCAUGAACUGCUAAUAAUAUCGUAACAAUGAUUUAAACAUUUGUGAAUAUUUUUUAACUUAAAUGGCCAUCUUGAAAAAUAUUUCGGUAUUGAGUUUUUAAUUCGUCCCAAAUUUACAGACUUUUGCUGUUUUGAAAUUAGACUUGAAUUUUUCACUCGUCAUUGGCUCUUUAUUAAUACAUGAAGUAAACAACGUUUUGUUACAUAAUGUAGAUUAUGAAUAUUAUACAUUCAUAAAAACGACACACUUUUGUGAAAAACAUGAACAGGAAAUAAUCUCAUUGUGGUUACUCAAUAUCUACCCUGUAAACAAACAGGACCUUUAGUUUUCUCCAGACCAAUAUUACAAAUUCAUUGAUUCACUUGUUGAAUUGAUAUGUAUUGAAGCUAUAUACAAACUGAUAUGCUAAAUUCCCAUAAAGAAGUAGAACUUUAGUCUGCUUUUUUGUUUAGACAUGGG